Scheffersomyces stipitis CBS 6054 is the source of this 873-nucleotide messenger RNA. It is a transcript of the gene MRPL40, whose product is annotated as mitochondrial 54S ribosomal protein YmL40. NCBI's taxonomy places the organism in Eukaryota, Fungi, Ascomycota, Pichiomycetes, Serinales, Debaryomycetaceae. The coding region runs from base 1 to 873 and encodes 290 amino acids. The record is from RefSeq and is a predicted model, not a curated record. The transcript has a single exon.
AUGAACAAAAGAUAUACUUUACCUACAUUUGAAACUGCCCAGCUUCCUGUAGUGCCAGCAGCCACGAGAAAGAACAACUAUGAAAGAGGUAUUGCACCAGGCGAUUUGGUGUACAUCACUGAAGGCGAAAAGAAAGGAACAGUGACAUCUGUUUUCCAUUAUAAUCCUUCCAACGACGCUGUGCUAGUAGCCAAUGUCACCGAGAAGAGAAUCACUCCCAAAACUACCUGGGUUGAAAACCAGAACAGUCACUAUGUAGACUAUCCUUCAUACUUGCCAAUGUCCAAAGUCAAGCUUGCUGGUAAGGAUAAAGAUGAUGAAGGUAAGGUUAGCUAUGUAGUUGCUGACGAGAUCGUCUUGAAGGAUAAGUACUAUGAUGACAGAUACAAAAGAUGGCUUCCCAAGAGAUUCGUUAAGCACCACAGCAGUAUUGAAAUUCCUUGGCCCAACCCUCCUUCAGCUUUUGAAGACGACGCAUUAUCCACACAAGAGCCAACUGUGUUUGAAAAGACCUACGAGUUGCAGACCAUUGCUAAAGCUCCUGUGCCUAAGGCUGCGUUGAAUCAGUUGAGAAACCCAUACUCCAAACACAAGAAGAGAGUGUUGUCGGAAUUGCAAGCUAGAAGACUCAAUAGUCCCGAAAUGCCUCUUUCUGUGGAACAAAAGAUUUACUUGGCCAAACAAGCAUCCAAGCCCAAGAAGACUUACACCAACUUGUCGGAAGAAAUCAAGGACUUCAUUGGUGACAAGAUGGCUCAGCACAUCAACAGCAUUGACAACCCCGCCAUGCUUGCUCAUUUGGAAGCAUUGUCGAGGGCCAAGGUUCCUGACUUCGAAAAGACCAUACAAAAUAUCGAAGACGAAAGCAAGUAG